Messenger RNA from Lathyrus oleraceus (garden pea), 423 nucleotides. RefSeq lists its product as uncharacterized. The record is from RefSeq and is a predicted model, not a curated record. NCBI's taxonomy places the organism in Eukaryota, Viridiplantae, Streptophyta, Magnoliopsida, Fabales, Fabaceae. The coding region runs from base 1 to 423 and encodes 140 amino acids. The transcript has a single exon.
AUGGAUGACACUAUCUUCAUUUCCCAAAGCAAGUACACUAAGAACAUAGUGAAAAAGUGUGGCAUGGAAAAUACUAGCCAUAAAAGGACACUUGCACCAACUCAUUUAAAACUGAGCAAAGAUGAAAAAGGUACAAAUGUGGAUCAAAGUUUGUACAUGAGUAUGAUUGGGAGUCUGUUUUAUCUCACAGCUAGCAGACCUGACAUUACAUUUGUUGUAGGAUUAUAUGCUAGAUAUCAAUCUGAACCCAAAAUGAGUCACAUUUCUCAAGUGAAAAGGAUUUUGAAGUAUGUCAUUGGAACUAGUGAAUAUGGAAUGUUGUAUUCUCACAGUGCAAAUUCCUUACUAACAAGAUAUUGUGAUGUUGGUUGGGCAGACAAUGUUGAUGAUAGAAAAAGAACUUUUGGAGGGUGUUUAUUUUAG